Messenger RNA from Microsporum canis CBS 113480, 237 nucleotides. RefSeq names its product 40S ribosomal protein S29. Lineage: Eukaryota; Fungi; Ascomycota; Eurotiomycetes; Onygenales; Arthrodermataceae. Gene Ontology annotation, biological process: translation. Gene Ontology annotation, cellular component: cytosolic small ribosomal subunit; ribosome. The record is from RefSeq and is a predicted model, not a curated record. The transcript has 3 exons. Gene Ontology annotation, molecular function: RNA binding; zinc ion binding; structural constituent of ribosome. The coding region runs from base 1 to 237 and encodes 78 amino acids.
AUGACUCACGAAUCCGUCUUCUACAGCCGCCCACGAACCUACGGCAAGGGCAGCCGUCAAUGUCGCGCUUGCGCUCACCAGGCUGGUAUCAUCCGAAAGUACGGUUUGAUGAUCUGCCGUCAGUGCUUCCGUGAGAAGGCCCAAGAUAUCGGUUUCAUCAAGAGAUGGGGGUGGAUGGACGUGGACGUGUACGGGCAUGGACGUGGGAAAGAAAUCUUCUUGACCGGACCAAACUGA